UUUGGUAGGCUUGCUGCGGCUGGACCCAGGCCAGGGUUGCAGGUUACUGAGGGCGUUAUUUAUGCCACAAUAACGAUGGAAGAUGGUGAAGCCAUUAGUAGCUCCUAUGAAUCUUAUGAUGAAGAAGAGAGCAGCAAAGGCAAGUCAGCAACCCAUCAGUGGCCAUCCACAGAGGCCACCAUUGAGCUGAUGAAGGAUGCUCGCAUCUGUGCAUUCCUGUGGAGAAAGAAGUGGCUGGGACAGUGGGCAAAACAGCUGUGUGUUAUCAAGGAUACCAGGUUGCUGUGCUACAAGAGCUCCAAAGAUCACAGCCCUCAGCUCGAUGUGAAUCUGCUGGGUUGCACUGUGAUUCACAAGGAAAAGCAAGUGAGGAAGAAAGAGCACAAGCUGAAGAUCAUCCCCAUGAAUGCCGAUGUCAUCGUGCUGGGGCUGCAGAGUAAAGACCAGGCAGAGCAGUGGCUCAGGGUAAUCCAGGAGACCAGUGGUCUGCUAUGUGAAGGAGGCAGUGAAGGCAACCAGUACAUCCCAGAUUCACAGCGUCUCAGUUACACAAAGGUGGAGGUGCCCGAGAGGUACUCAGCAGCCUCCGAGAGCGGGAGCAGCACGGAUGGCCACCCAGAGACAGCUGAGAUAAAAGAUGUUAAGAAGAAGGGCACAACUGGCCUGAAACUGAGCAACCUGAUGAACCUCGGGAGGAAAAAAUCCAGCUCCCUGGAUAGCCCAGAGAGAUCCCUGGAGACUUCCAGUUACCUCAAUGUGUUAGUGAACAGCCAGUGGAAGUCCCGCUGGUGUCAGAUAAAAGAUGGCCACCUCCAUUUCUACCAGGACAAGAACCGAAGCAAACUGGCUCAGCAACCCCUGAGUUUGGCAGGUUGUGAAGUUAUCCCAGAGCCAAGCCCUGAUCAUCUCUACUCCUUCCGCAUCCUGCACAAUGGGGAAGAACGAGUUAUUCUGGAGGCGAAGUCCUCGGAGGAAAUGGGCCACUGGCUGGGCCUCCUCUUGUCGGAGUCAGGUUCGAAAACAGACCCGGAGGAAUUUACCUACGAUUACGUGGAUGCUGACCGGGUUUCCUGCAUUGUCAGCGCUGCGAAGAACUCCUUCUUCUUAAUGCAGAGGAAGUACUCCGAGCCCAACGCCUAUAUCGACAACCUGCCAAAGGGCAGGAUGCAGCAGGAGGAGCUGUAUGACGACGUGGAUCUGCCAGACCUGCCUGCGGAAGAAAUACCCAAGAGUGAGAGCAAAUUGGAGGGAGACCAAGACAGAGUGUACCUGGAUCUUACUCCGGUGAAGUCCUUCCUACACUGUGCCGGCAAGAAGUCAUGCCAACCUUCACCCCUCGGCUCACCGUCUUUAGAAAGGGCUGCCAACAAGGCUGCAGCAGAGAGCACAGCUGAGACAGCCCUCCUGGCUAAGGAAGCCGAGCUCUGUAGUAAGGUGGAGGAGACCUCAGAGCAGAAACACUCAGAGAAACCGGAGCCUGAUGAGGCACCCCCACAGAUGCCUGCCAUCAAAAUCCAGACGCAGCAGCAGAACAUCGCCUUCCCCCAGAUGGCCCUGGAGCUGCCGGCAGGCACGAUGACAGCAGGCAGUCCCCAGCUAGCACCCACACACCGGCCCAAGAUGCCACUGCCAGCAGUGGAAACCAAGCUGGGCAAGAACAGGACCGAGGCAGAGGUGAAGCGGUUCACAGAGGAGAAGGAGCGGCUGGAAAAGGAGAAGGACGAAAUCCGGGCUCAGCUCACCCAGCUGCGCAAGGAGAGGCGGGAGCUGAAGGAAAUGCUCGCAGGCAGCACAGACAAGAGCCUGGAGCAGAGGCUGAAGGAGAUAGAAGAAGAGUGCAAAAGGAAGGAGAGCCGGAGGGUGGACCUGGAGCUGAGCCUGGUGGAGGUGAAGGAGAACCUGAAGAAGGCAGAGUCCGGCCCCGUGACGCUGGGUACCGCGGUGGACACCACACACCUGGAGAACGCAGCCCCCCGGAUUCAGGCAAAAAGUGCCAGUCCAGCAAAUAGUGCAGAGAACUCACCAGUUAACUCAGCAACGGCUUUAAAAAACCGGCCUUUAUCCGUCAUGGUGACAGGGAAGGGAACAGUCCUACAGAAAGCUAAGGAAUGGGAGAAGAAGGGAGCUAGUUAGAACCAUGUUUUCCGGAGAUGGACUAAAGACUGGAAUUGCCCAUGCAUGGCUAAGGGGAUUCAAUCAUCUGUAGGUGGAAGUUGGGUGUGCAACACAACCGCACACCAAGCGCCUCCUCCACGUUGCGCCAACUGCUCAGACGCAGCAAUGGAAUCAACAGCUGCCAAUACGAAUUAUCCCAAAUGAUCUUGCUCUUUCCAGACAAGUCCCAAUCACAUAGCUAAAACAAUAACAACCAGUGGCAAUCCUUGCAUCAAAUUCCUAACCCAGUUGAUGUAAACAAGAAUGUUACUGUACAUAGGGGUGUUUUGUGUAUUUCUACUCUGAAGGUUUAUUAAUGAGUUAUUAAGGUUUCUAUAUUAGUGACAGUAGUGGGUUCAGCAAGGGCCUCCACUAUUCUUUAUAACCCAGUGGUUUUGAACCUGUUGUGGCAAACUGCAGUUAACUGAAGUCUCACCUGUCUUGCUGCCAGUCAUCACUCAGAUGCAUUUCA
Messenger RNA from Phaethon lepturus (White-tailed tropicbird), 2626 nucleotides. RefSeq names its product actin filament associated protein 1-like 2 (gene AFAP1L2). Lineage: Eukaryota; Metazoa; Chordata; Aves; Phaethontiformes; Phaethontidae. Gene Ontology annotation, molecular function: SH3 domain binding; SH2 domain binding. Gene Ontology annotation, cellular component: cytosol. The transcript is spliced from 15 exons. The coding region runs from base 76 to 2133 and encodes 685 amino acids. Gene Ontology annotation, biological process: inflammatory response; positive regulation of interleukin-8 production; regulation of mitotic cell cycle. The record is from RefSeq and is a predicted model, not a curated record.